This is a messenger RNA of Marmota flaviventris (yellow-bellied marmot), 2032 nucleotides long. NCBI's taxonomy places the organism in Eukaryota, Metazoa, Chordata, Mammalia, Rodentia, Sciuridae. The record is from RefSeq and is a predicted model, not a curated record.
AGUGAGCGUGGAAAAGAGGGAGCUGAACGCGGAAGUGGUGGCAGCGCCCGGGUAGCCGGCGGAGGCGGUGACCGCGAAGUCUGAGACGGGAACCGGUCGUCGAGGGGAGGGGCACGGGAUUGGCAGGAAGGCAACCGCCUGGUAGGAUCUACAGGAGGUGCGAGGAGUGGCUGGGCCUUCUUUUUCCACUUGAACGCGCGCUGAGAGCCACGGCUGUGGUGAUGGCGGCAAUUACUCGGUCAGCCCCAGUUAAGCUGCCCUUUGGGAGAUACAUCUGGAAAGUGCUCAGAAGAAACAUCCUGUCAGAAAAACUGAAAAAGCAGUAUUUAUAACACUGGAAUCUGUGGAUAAAUUUGUUAAAAUGGCAGAAAGUAGUGAAAAUAAUAGUAAAAAUAUAGAUGUAAGACCCAAAACUAGUCGAAGUAGAAGUGCUGACAGAAAGGAUGGUUAUGUGUGGAGUGGAAAGAAGUUGUCUUGGUCGAAAAAGAGUGAGAGUUGUUCAGAUGCUGAAACAGUGGAUACUAUAGAGAAAACUGAAGUUCCUUUAAGGAGCCAAGAAAGAAAUCACAGCUGUUCAUCUAUUGAGUUGGACUUAGAUCAUUCCUGUGGUCAUAGAUUUUUAGGCCGAUCUCUGAAACAAAAAUUGCAAGAUGCUGUGGGGCAGUGUUUUCCAAUAAAGAAUUGUAGUAGUCGGCACUCUUCCGGGCUUCCAUCUAGAAGAAAAAUUCAUAUCAGUGAACUAAUGUUAGAUAAGUGUCCUUUCCCACCUCGAUCAGAUUUAGCCUUCAGAUGGCAUUUUAUUAAACGACACACUGCUCCUAUAAGUCCCAAAUCAGAUGAAUGGGUAAGCACAGACUUGUCUCAGAGUGAAUUGAGGGAUGGUCAGCUAAAACGAAGAAACAUGGAAGAUGUAAACUGUUUCUCUCAUACCAAUGUUCAACCUUGUGUCAUAACUACCAACAAUGCUUCAUGUAGAGGUGGUCCCAUGACUGACUCUAUGAUGAACCUAGGUCCAAAUAACAGUAUAGAAGAUAGUGAUAUGGAUUCAGAUGAUGAAAUUAUAACACUUUGCACAAGUUCCAGAAAAAGAAACAAACCCAAAUGGGAAAUGGAUGAUGAUAUCCUACAGUUGGAAACACCUCCUAAGUACCACACCCAGAUUGAUUAUGUUCACUGUCUUGUACCAGACCUCCUUCAGAUCAAUAACAAUCCAUGUUACUGGGGAGUUAUGGAUAAAUAUGCAGCUGAAGCUCUACUAGAAGGAAAACCAGAAGGUACCUUUUUACUUCGAGACUCAGCACAGGAAGACUAUUUAUUCUCUGUUAGUUUUAGACGCUAUAGUCGUUCUCUCCAUGCUAGAAUUGAACAAUGGAAUCACAACUUUAGCUUUGAUGCACAUGAUCCUUGUGUCUUCCAUUCUCCUGACAUUACUGGGCUCCUGGAACAUUAUAAGGACCCAAGUGCCUGUAUGUUCUUUGAACCACUUUUAUCCACUCCUUUAAUUCGGACUUUCCCCUUUUCCCUGCAGCAUAUUUGCAGAACAGUUAUUUGUAAUUGUACAACUUACGAUGGUAUUGAUGCCCUUCCAAUUCCUCCUUCUAUGAAAUUAUAUUUGAAGGAGUAUCAUUAUAAAUCAAAAGUUAGAGUACUCAGGAUUGAUGCGCCAGAACAACAAUGCUAGGAAAAGGGAAGUAACAUGGGAAUAAUUGCAUAUGUAUUUUCAUUUAACAUUUUAUUUUUCUUGUUACUCCUCUUUGAAUUUUUCUACAAAGGCAGUUGGAAUCGAAAAUAAGCCUCUGCUGGAUCUGUUUAUUUUUCUUAUGCUACACUAAUUGUUGGAUGUUAACAUAUAUUUUUAACCAUGUAUGUUCACUUUGGGUUUUUAUUGUGUAAAUUGUAUACUUAAAAUUUUCUUUCCUUAACUUAUAGAUGGUCCAGGCAUAUUUGAAAUUGGGUAGGCAUUACAAAUACAUUUGGAUAUUCUGUAUUUUUCUUUAAUAAUAAACUUAUGUUCUUUUCUACAUGUAAAAUA